AUGUCGGACAUUUGCAUAUUGUGUUUGAAUGUUAUUGUGAAAAUUAAUGAAAAGCAUCGUGUCGAAGGUAAAGGAGCUUUCAAAGUAAUUCCUGAACUGGAAAGUUUUUCUUUCAAAGUAGAAAGAGUGAGUCCUUUUAUCUGCGCUGGAUGUGUUAAAAAGCUGAAGAAACGAAGAAACCUCAUCACACAAAUUGAGUGUAUCGACGAGUUUUAUCGCACUAUUCAAACUAAAUCAACGUGUUCGUCAAGCUCUUCGCUAAAAAGAACAAGUGAUAUCAGUUUGGACAGUGUUGGUAUUAAAAUACAUUGUGGAAAUGAGGGUGAACGCUCGCCUAGUACAAGCACAGAAACGAUAGAGCGGCCAUCUUCCAGUUCUCGUUGCAGUUCACCUGUACGUCCAGAUAAUAUACCUCCACAAUGGCCUGUGUCCCCAAUUAAGCAUAGAGAAAACUCAGAAGAGGGCCCUAAAUCUACGAAUGUGUAUGUGAAAGUUGAGUGGCCCAGUAAAAAUGCUGAACGAAAGUUGCCAGGUGAUCUAGAGUCGCUAGGAAAAAUGCUUGUACGAGGAACAUACAAACAGAUAGCGAACGCAGCAUGGAAGAACACAAGCAUCAAGAAACAACUCCAACUGUUAAUGUUAAAUGACAUAAACCGAGAAUGUUCUGAUCUUUGCUCAAGGAAAAAUCCAAGCUGUCUAAGGAGCCCGAACAAGGAAAAUAUGUUGAAAUUUUCAAUCGAACAUUUUAACAAGGAACUGAAGGAAAGAGCCCCAUUGACAUUUUCCGUGUUAGUUGCUGCUUCUGUGAACCCUCGAAGUAGAUCCAGGGCAAACAAGAAUGGCUUAAAUAUUGAAACAUUUUGGUCACCUGCUGUUGGUAUGGCUGCAGCAGUUUGCCUGAGAAACAGGUCAAGAUUUAUGAAUGCGCUACAAUUAUUAAUUACAAUAUUCAACUACCACUCUGGAUGGCAGGUGUGUAUAUCUAUUUUCAUUUUUAAUACUAUACAUAUUAUUUUAGAAUAUUUUGGUGUUAUUACUAAUAUUAGUGUCAUGUGUAUUGAUUCAAAUAAAGUCUUUAUUAUUAUUAUUAUAAUUAAUUAUUAUUAUUAUUUAGCACAGUUUGCCUGAGUGUGGGGGGGGGGGUCUUGGCCCUUGGGGUUUAAAAUUCUGCGUCUUCAGCUUUCCCUAAGAUUGGGAGUUACAACUGACAACUGAUUUAUUAUAACAAAAUAUAAUUGUGGAUUAGUUGGUUAAUGUUAUCUGAAUUAUAAUCUUGACUGUGACGUGCCAAUGUAGGUAGUGAAGAAUAGAGUAUGCUUGCAUGCAGCUUUGAUGUGCGAUGUAGCUACAUGAAAAAUAGAAUAGUUGAAUGAUCCAAUAAGUGUGCAAAAUUGUAUAUAUUAUAAAUUAUUUAGGCAACCCUUGCACGACUGGCCUCAUUACGAAUAACAACAUCACAUACAUAUUUGUAUAAAAAGCUGGACGAAUAUGGAGCUGGGUAUCGUGAUGAAAUAUUAAAUGCUGUUGAGAAUCAAUGCCUGUUUCUGAAAAGGAAUCCUGAAGUGGUGGAGUCUGAUGACCAACAAUCAUGUGACCAUGGGCGGAAAAUCACAAUUGACAAUUUUGAUUACCGGCAAAAUGUGCACCAUAUGACAGAAGAGCAUCAGAACAUCGAUGUUCAUCAUGUCACUGUGAUGUCAACUGAGAACAGAAUUGGAGCUGUAGACUUCAGUGACCAGAAGAAAGAAGAUGGAAUUAUGAAGCUUGAGAAUGGAAAAUUCAUACCAAGUGAUGAUGACCACCAAUUGCAGAGAAAGAAUUUCAUUACUUUAGUUGGUCGAAUACUUGUGGCUAAUAUACCAUGUCUGAAAUUCUUGGCUGAUGUUGUCACAUCUCAUAUACCACACAAAUACAGUUCGCAAAUGGCAAAGAAGACGAAUACUGUAAGUAGAUUUACUGGACAGAGUACAUUUUUAGUUAUAAUAACCUUGAACAGUAUGUGCCAGUGUUGGUAGCGAUAACAACAACAAUGCACUUCGGAUUGUUAGGGUAAGUUAUAGUAUAGGUUACUUGUAUUGUUACAUGUUUAGUUCUCUGUAGAAGCUAAAUGCACAAGAUUAACCCUUGGUGACUAAGAUUGUAUUGAUGUAUUGCAUUAGUUAGAGAAAGAGAAAAACAGUUACUGCAUUUUUGCUGCAUAAUGGUUAGAUUUUAUGCACCAUUUUGAGCUUGGGAUUUCAUUGUACAGUAGGUAGCAAUAUUUCAUUGUAGGUAGCAAUGAACAAUAUACUUGAGGGAUAAUAGGAUCAAACAACAUUAAAAUUGUCACAAGAACUUUAUGUUCCAAUCAAAGGACCUGAUGUCAUCUAAAAUUUUGUUCUUGUUACUAAUUUCAAGGUAGCCUGAUCCUAUUACCCUUAAGUAUUUAAUAUGAAACUUUAGCUUCAAAUAAAAUAAAAUUUUAUAGUCCCAAAUAUACCAAUACAAAAUAAUACAUUUUAUAACAUAUUUGUUGGGAAUGUUGUUCGAUGUCCCCCCACGAUCACAAUAAAUCAUAAAUCACAAACCAAAAAUAAUGUUUUAAUACUCACAAAUCUCAAAAAGGUCGCUCACAAAAGAAAACAUGAUACAUAUACUCUUCCUAGAACUAAAUCGUACCAUUUACUUCCGGUACAGUUACCCUAGCUACUUUUGACGACAUACUGUACAUAAUUAUAAAAAAUUAACCCAUUGAGUGGCAGCACUCAGACUCUCCCCCUGACAAGUAAAUCGUCUGGCGUUAGACAGAGUAAAAUAAUAAAGUGGGACACAUUGCCACUGAAAGGGUUAAUUAUUAGAUAGAGCUUAGAAAUUAUUUUAAGUCUUCCAUGUUUCCAAACAUUGUGAUGAAGCUUGGAAAAAGCUCAUCAACUGAAGGCUGUUCAGAAAAUUUUUUUGUAUUUAAGAAGAAAUAUGGUUAACCCUAACCCUUAAAAUGGUACACUGACCGAAAUUUGGGGGGGGGGGUCGCCAAAAAAAUUUUGAGAUGCCCUUUUUUUUGGAAAGUUCCCCUCAAAGCCUGCCCCCCCCCCCAACUUUUCUAAGCUUCCUAUGCCUCUGCUGUUCAGUCAGUCAAUUAUUAGAGAUGGGACAAAGUACCUUCUGUAGCAAUAGCAAUCAAACUAUUUGUUAUUCUUAUGUAAUCACGUCUAAUCAUGUACAUAAUAUUAAAUAUCGAAUUUUUAGACAUUCAUGGGUCUAAUUUAUGAAAACGAAAAUGACGCUGAUGGCAUCACCAAUGUAAUCAAAGAAUUACACCAGUAUGUUCCUCAUGGUCAGAAUGAAGAUGGGACUGAUGGCAAGUAUGGAGAACAAGGGAUUGUUGGGGAUCAGCUCACUGUGGAGAGAUUUGUAAAUGGUCAUGCGUCUAUUGCAAAUGGAUUUACAGAGAAGGAACAGUGCACUGGCCUUCAUGCUGAGGUUGCAGACUGGCAUUCUGGAAAUAGAUUCUUACAG
This is a messenger RNA of Paramuricea clavata, 3495 nucleotides long. The record is from the annotation of a GenBank genome assembly. Lineage: Eukaryota; Metazoa; Cnidaria; Anthozoa; Malacalcyonacea; Plexauridae.